This is a messenger RNA of Colletotrichum spaethianum, 2346 nucleotides long. Its product is annotated as satratoxin biosynthesis SC3 cluster transcription factor SAT20. Gene Ontology annotation, molecular function: DNA-binding transcription factor activity, RNA polymerase II-specific; zinc ion binding. Bases 1 to 2346 code for a protein of 781 amino acids. Gene Ontology annotation, biological process: regulation of DNA-templated transcription. NCBI's taxonomy places the organism in Eukaryota, Fungi, Ascomycota, Sordariomycetes, Glomerellales, Glomerellaceae. The record is from RefSeq and is a predicted model, not a curated record. The transcript is spliced from 3 exons.
AUGGGUCGAAAACCGAAUCCCGUGAUUGGGGAGUAUUUUACUCGGGGCCCCAAGCUUGCAGACUCCAGCAAUCGUUACCCGCAUACCUGCAAGUUAUGCGGCGAAAACUUCCCUAAAGGCAGAGGUGAAGUCUUACACAAGCACAUCACCGAGAAGUGCCCUGCCAUUACUCCCGAGGAGCGCAUCAACGCCGCUCUUGGAUUUGCAGGACUCCACUCUGGUUCUUCAGCACCCCGAUCAAUGAAUCUCACCGUCAACCAACUCGACCCCGCUGCGGCGGAAGUCGCACCCGAGGCCCCUGAGAAUUGGUCUGCCCUUCGCACCCUCGCCGAAGCUUCUCGUCAGGUUGGUGAGAAUGAGAUGGGUGCUCCUUCAGUCCCUGGUCGCGAUCUGUCUGAGUCAGCUGUUCGCCAGCUUGGAAUCGGCUUUGAGGUUCAGGAGCAGUUCACUUUGGAGAACCCACCUGUGAGCUACGACAACCGACCUGGCCGUGAGCGUAAGGAAUCCACUUCCAAUGAUAGCACCAACCCUUUGAGUUACCUCACCACAGAGGAGAAGAUGGAACACCUCCAAGCUGCCACUCAGCAGCAGAACAACACUGCUUUGGAUUCAUCAGAUCUAUCGGUCGCCGCCGCCGCAACCGCGCGUCUCACUGACUCCCUUAUGGACCCCCAGUUGGCUACUGAGCAUCCUGAGCCCCAGGUCUUGAGUCCCGUCAUGUCUCCAACCGAAGCUUGCAAGCCAGAGGCUCCUGGCAACAGUGUGCCCGUCACCAACACCCCUGGCCCUGCUAUGCCGCAACAACUUCAACAACCUCAGCAACAGCAAUCCCAGCAGCCUCAGCAACCCUGGGGUGAGAUGACUUACAUGACGACCAACCACAACCCCGCAGUCGCGACUCAUGUGGCCCCUAUUGCACCGCCCAACAGAGGCGGCACUAGAAUGCCGAUAGGAAACGGGACUCAAAGCGAGCACAAGCGCAAGGCUUACAAUCCGGUUCGGCGCAAGGAAGUCCAGGCUGCCCGUAAGAAAGGGGCCUGCAUCAGAUGCCGCAUCCUCCGCAAGACAUGCGGUACCAACGACCCCUGCGAUCAGUGCCGCAAGAUUCAAGGGCCUCGUCAUUGGACCUACCCUUGCGUCCGUACCCGCCUUAACCAAGAACUGACUCUCUAUUCGGCCGCCUUGAUAGUAGUCCUGGCGCAGACUAGAGUGAAACACGCUCGGCAAAACUACCAAUUGCUGUCGAACGGCACCUCUCUUGUCGUCUCCUUGUGGGAGGACAGCCCCAGUCUGACGCUUGCCGCGCUCGUCACUCCCCGCCCCCAGCAACCUGUCGCCGAGGAGUCGGAGCAAACUAAUGGAGACGCCAAGCCAGUCUAUCAGGUUGUCAUGAUCGACCAGGAUAAGGAGGAUCUUCCUGCCCGCAUGGAGGAGUUUUUAAAGUCCAUCUUGCCGACCCUAAUACAGCGCGAGCCGUCUCAUUUCAUGCAGGUUGUUUUGGAGGCUGCCCAGAAGUUCCCUCAAGAAAGGACAACAGGCAAGAACCUGAAGCUGGCCAUUGAGCUCUGGGGUCUUAUUGAGAUCCUCGACCGAGAGCGCGGCUGGUACAUCGCCGAAGAGCGUGAAGGAGUUGUAUCGCCCCGGGGCCCUGAGGAGUUUGCCGGAAGCGAUGACCAGGACAUAUACAACCUGAUCACUUUCCAGCUGUCUGCGGCAACGGAGCGCAAGGCAAACAACGUGUCCAACAAGCUCAUAAGCGAGCUCCAGCGCUGCCUGGAGAACGGCAAGGCCAGGAUCAACUUUGACGUGUAUCUAUCGAUCCUGAUUCUCCUCCACUGCCUCGAAAAGACGACCUGGACUUUCAAGGUGUGGGAGAUGGAUGAUUUCCGUCAACGCUGGCCCCUCGACCGCCCUCCUGCAAUGUACGUCAAUCAGGGCCGGGAGAUCGCCGACCUUCUCAAGAUGCUCCUGACUCUCCGAAAGUCCCACCCCAAGACGUUCCGAACCCUCGACGGACGUCUUAGCGUUAUCGACGUUGGCGACUCAGACUUUGCCAUGAUGGCGGAGUUCUUUGAAGCCCUGAACCUGGACUAUGACGAUGUCGUCCAGAAGCUGGAGACGUGCGCCUUUAGUCCCGAGACGUCCCGCUCGCUGGAGCUGCACUUCUGUAGUCAAGUGCUGCUCCCGCCUAAGGAGGGUGACCACGGCCACCACGUCGCCGCUGCCUCAAGCUCUGGUCAUAGCACGCCGCCCCCUCCUCCCCCCGGCCCCGGCCCUGACAAUGGCCCUACCUCCCUGGCUUCCCCACCCCCUCCCUCUCAGCAGCUGCCGCCCUCCAUGUCGUAG